CCAUCGUUCUCUUCCUUGCCGCCCGCCGCCGCCAUGGUGGCCUUGCCCAGGCACCGCCGCUUCUUGGGCGGCUUCGUCUGCGGAGCCGCGGCGGGUGCUGCCGCAUCGUGUUGGGCUGCUUGGCGGCUUCUCCGAGGCCAGAGUCAACCGGAGACAGUUCCCGGGCGAGAAGACCCUGUAGAAGAGUCUCUGCUGGAAAAAUACGGAUUCCCUGAAGCUGGAACAGAGACCAGAUGUUACACAAAUCAUGCAUUGAGUUAUGACCAGGCAAAACGGGUUCCAAGAUGGGUGAUUGAACAUAUUUCAAAACAGAAGACACUGGGUAAUGCAGACCGAAAGCACUGUAAAUUCAGACCAGAUCCUAACAUCCCUCUGAUGUUCAGUGCAGUCAAUGAAGACUACCUGGGGAGCGGGUGGUCACGAGGACACAUGGCACCAGCAGGAGAUAACAAAUUUUCAACAAGAGCUAUGGCUGAAACGUUUUAUCUGUCUAACAUUGUGCCUCAGAAUUAUGAAAAUAAUGCUGGAUUUUGGAACAGAAUGGAAAUGUAUUGCCGAGAAUUGACUGAGAGAUUUGAGGAUGUUUGGAUAGUUUCUGGACCUCUGACCUUGCCUCAAACAAAUGAGGAUGGAAAGAAGAGUGUUACUUACCAGGUAAUUGGAAAGGAUGACGUAGCUGUGCCAUCCCACCUGUACAAGGUGAUCCUUGCCAGACGGAACAGAACAUCUGCAGAGCCCUUGGUACUGGGGGCUUUUGUGGUGCCAAACAAUCCCAUAGGCUUCAGUCACCACCUAACUGAGUUCCAAGUAAAUAUUGAAGACCUGGAAAAAAUGUCAGGUUUAGUUUUUUUCCCCCUCGUGGACAAAACAAAAGAUGUUCAGAAUAUCUGUGAGGUGGACACCUGCAAACUGAUGGGCUUCAAGGAAUUUACUCUGUACAUCACUGCUCGGAAGGUGCAGAGUGCCCGUACCUUGCACCGCUUGGAGAAGGCCAUGUCAGAGCUAAGGGAGGCAGGAAUUGAGCCUGAUGAGUAUCUCCUAAAGCUUCACAAAAAGAAGGAGGAAGAACUACGUCAGGAAAACCAAAUCACAGCUAGAGAGGGGAAAGCUGGCUGAGUACUUGUUCAGGAAGAUGUUUGGGGUUUUGUACUUUGAAAAAGGAGAGCUGAAGGCAAACACAAGGUUUCUGUGAAUUGUCUUUUUUUUGGAUUGUGAAAACAAUAAACAUUUGGAA
This is a messenger RNA of Calypte anna (Anna's hummingbird), 1234 nucleotides long. It is a transcript of the gene EXOG, whose product is annotated as exo/endonuclease G. Gene Ontology annotation, molecular function: nucleic acid binding; 5'-3' exonuclease activity; metal ion binding. The transcript is spliced from 6 exons. Bases 34 to 1116 code for a protein of 360 amino acids. Gene Ontology annotation, cellular component: mitochondrial inner membrane; nucleus. Gene Ontology annotation, biological process: apoptotic DNA fragmentation. The record is from RefSeq and is a predicted model, not a curated record. Lineage: Eukaryota; Metazoa; Chordata; Aves; Apodiformes; Trochilidae.